Messenger RNA from Saccharomyces cerevisiae S288C, 1113 nucleotides. RefSeq lists its product as uncharacterized. The transcript has a single exon. Gene Ontology annotation, cellular component: cytosol. The coding region runs from base 1 to 1113 and encodes 370 amino acids. The record is from RefSeq and is marked reviewed. Lineage: Eukaryota; Fungi; Ascomycota; Saccharomycetes; Saccharomycetales; Saccharomycetaceae.
AUGAACAAUUCCAUAAUUACUGAUGAUGAGGUUAGAGAGUUUUACUUAAACUGCUCUUCUCAAACAAUUAUUGAAUCUCUUCUCAGCUUGCACGAGUCAUUGAGAUUAUAUUCUCAAAACCAUGAGAUACUGCUCAAUAGGAUGUUCAAAAAAUUGGAUGAAACCAAUGCAGACUCUAACAUAUCCCAUAUAUUCAUGCCUGUUGUGAGCAAGGAUUUUUCAGGAAUAAAAAUUCUUGUGAAUAACAACAACAAAAAUUUUCAAGGUGUGAUAAAUGUUAUUGAGCCUGAAACAGGAAAAUUAAUCGGAUGUUUUGAGGCUAAACAAAUUACCGCUAUAAGAACUGCCCUUGCAUCGUGUAUCGGUUUAUAUAAGCAACUCUCAUGUUCCCAUGAUAAGUUGUUUAGAUUUGAAAAUGGCACUUGCUAUUUAACAUGUUUUGGUACCGGUCUCCAAGCAUUUUGGCACAUAUACAUAGCUAUUAAACUAAUCAUGUCAGGGAUUGUUGGCGAAUCUUUGAAGUUAGUUGAAAUAAACAUACUAUAUCACAAUAACAUGAUGAGUUUGGAUCGUUUGAAAUCAUUGAAAAACUUAUUUGGAAGUAAUAUAAAGAUAGAGCUUAAUCAGUAUCAAAUAAACGACAUCAGUUCAGAAGGUAAUGGCGCUGUUUCUAACAGUGAUAUUAUCUUUGGUUGUCUACCUACUCUAGAGCCCAACUUGUUUUUGAGGCAGUUGCUAAACAGUAAAGCUUCUGUGGAGCAGAAACAUACUUAUAUCUCAUUAAUUGGAAGUUACAAACCAGUGAUGCACGAAUGCGAUAAGGAGUUGAUUGAUAAGUUCAAAUCUGAUAAUGAAAGCGCUUGCAUUUUGGUAGAUUCAAGGGAACAUACUUUAUUGGAAUCUGGAGAAUUAAUCGAUUCCAAUAUCGCUCCACAUAAUCUCAUCGAAAUUGGUGAAUUAGAUACUUUGAAAAACACAGUUUUGAAUUUGAACGAAAAGGGCUGCAAAAGAACUAUCACCUUGUGUAAAAUUGUUGGUCUAGCGGUUAUGGACGUGGCGCUUGCUAAGGAAUUCUUAAGCUUGAGAACAAAAAACACAGAAAACAAGGAAUAA